CGCAGAGACAUCCACAGUGAGCGGUGACCAUGUCGGGGAAGGACCGCAUGAUGUGGCCCCUCUUGCCGCUGCUGCUGCUCGGUCUGCUGCGCCCCUGCACCGGAGCCCUGUGCACUCAGUGUGACUCAUCCACAGAUGGCACCAUUUACAAAUACAAGGCAAAGACUCUGAACGGGAGUCACACUGUGAACUUCAGUGAGUACGCGGGCAAGACCGUCCUCUUCAUCAAUGUGGCCACGUACUGAGGGUACACCUACCAGUAUGUGGAACUGAAUGCACUACAUGUGGAGAUGAAACCUCUCGGCCUCACCAUUCUCGCCUUUCCCUGCAACCAGUUUGGGAAACAGGAACCAGGGCAAGCACAUGAAAUUCUUCCAGGGCUAAAGCAUGUCAGACCAGGCAAUGGAUUUGUUCCAAACUUCCUGCUGUUUGAGAAAGGUGAUGUGAACGGAAAAGACGAGCAAGAGGUUUUCACUUUCCUCAAGAACUCUUGCCCCCCAGUAGGAGACAACUUCGGCAACCCCACGGCGAGACUGUUCUGGGAGCCUCUGAUGACCAGCGACAUCAAGUGGAACUUUGAAAAGUUUCUAGUGGGACCAGACGGGAAGCCGGUGAUGAGGUGGCACCCAAAUGUCAACAUUUCUGAGGUCCGGGCCAACAUUCGCAGAUACCUGCUCAACCUGUACACACAGGAUAUUUUUAAUUAGAUCUAGAAUUAGAUUUAUCAUACAGUGUCGUCCAUCUAGUGAACUGUAACGAGAUGCUACGGUAAAUGUAAAAUAGAAAGUAAUGCUAACAGUUUCUGAUCCAUGAAGAUGGCAUGCUGAAUGAAGAGGAGGCUUGAAAACAGGAAUCCUGUGGUGCCUCUUCAGAGUCUGCGGUUCAGGCCAGCUCUUCAGUGCAUUCAGGCUGCCCUGCAAUCUCACAGCACCAUGUCAUCUUCUCAUCCCAGGACCUGUUAGUCAUUACAGCCUAAAUGUUAAUUACGUCCAAUAAAUCACGGAGAACA
Chelmon rostratus (copperband butterflyfish) is the source of this 1009-nucleotide messenger RNA. It is a transcript of the gene gpx3, whose product is annotated as glutathione peroxidase 3. Gene Ontology annotation, molecular function: glutathione peroxidase activity. NCBI's taxonomy places the organism in Eukaryota, Metazoa, Chordata, Actinopteri, Chaetodontiformes, Chaetodontidae. The transcript has 5 exons. The record is from RefSeq and is a predicted model, not a curated record. Gene Ontology annotation, biological process: response to oxidative stress.